AUGCAUCCCGGCGGCUACAACCACCGUCCCAACACGGCCCCGUACGGCGCGUACGGCUACCGCAACGGCAGCAAUGCUCCGCCCUACCGCCACCAUCCGCCGCCGCCGCAGCAGCAGCAGCAGCAGCUGACGCCGCAGGAAAAGGAAGAGAUACUGCUGACCGCCGGCCGCUUCGCCGCCGAGUACCUGGUGAGCACGGGCGAGCUGCCCGCGCGCGUGCUGCACAACCGCCCGCCGCCGCCGCUCCCGUUCCAGCAGCAACGACGCCCAGCGCCACCGUUCCUCCACGAACGCCCGCUCGCGACGCAGCGCUUCCAGCACCGCCCGCCGGCGCCGGCGCCGCGCCAGUUCCAGCAGCAGCGUCCGCCGUUCGCUCCCCGCCCGUUCCAGGGGCAGGGCCGGCCGAUCGCCAAGCGUCCCCGGCCGCCGUUCCAUGGGCGCCCCCCGUUUUUCCCUUCGGCCGGCGCGCGUGGCUCCGCCGCUCCUGCCGCCCAGAAGGGGCGCCCCGGCCAGGGCGCGGAGGCGCCUGCCGCGACGAAGGGCGGUUUGAGUGAUGCGCCGGCGGGAGAUGGGAGCAGCGGCCAGCCUGUGGCGCCGCCAUCGGGUGACGCUGGCACGGCUCAGAGUCAGAACACGCAGACGAUGGAUCAUCAGGCCAACCAAGGCUAA
Lolium perenne is the source of this 669-nucleotide messenger RNA. NCBI's taxonomy places the organism in Eukaryota, Viridiplantae, Streptophyta, Magnoliopsida, Poales, Poaceae. The record is from RefSeq and is a predicted model, not a curated record.